Marmota monax (woodchuck) is the source of this 1665-nucleotide messenger RNA. It is a transcript of the gene Wrap73, whose product is annotated as WD repeat containing, antisense to TP73. NCBI's taxonomy places the organism in Eukaryota, Metazoa, Chordata, Mammalia, Rodentia, Sciuridae. Gene Ontology annotation, cellular component: mitotic spindle; MWP complex; microtubule organizing center. Bases 91 to 1473 code for a protein of 460 amino acids. Gene Ontology annotation, biological process: mitotic sister chromatid segregation; protein localization to mitotic spindle pole body; microtubule anchoring at mitotic spindle pole body. Gene Ontology annotation, molecular function: protein binding. The record is from RefSeq and is a predicted model, not a curated record. The transcript is spliced from 12 exons.
CACCUUACUUCCGGCCGCGGCCAGGCGGUUGCGGGCGGCGGGUCCCCGCGGGCUGUCAGGCGCGGGUCGGGCCCGCGGCGGCCGGCGGCCAUGAACUUCUCCGAGGCGUUCAAGCUCUCCAGCCUGCUCUGCAGGUUCUCCCCGGACGGCAAGUACCUGGCCUCCUGUGUCCAGUACCGGUUAGUCGUCCGGGACGUGAGCACCUUGCAGAUCCGUCAGCUGUACACCUGCCUGGACCAGAUCCAGCACAUAGAGUGGUCGGCAGACUCCCUCUUCAUCCUCUGUGCCAUGUACAGACGGGGGCUUGUGCAGGUCUGGUCUCUGGAGCAGCCAGAGUGGCACUGCAAGAUCGACGAGGGCUCUGCAGGGCUGGUGGCCUCGUGCUGGAGCCCAGACGGGCGCCACAUUCUGAACACAACAGAAUUCCAUCUGCGGAUAACUGUCUGGUCCCUGUGUACAAAGUCCGUGUCUUACAUCAAGUAUCCCAAAGCCUGUCAGCAGGGGGUCACUUUCACCAGGGAUGGCCGCUACAUGGCCUUGGCAGAGAGGCGGGACUGCAAGGACUAUGUGAGCAUCUUCGUGUGCAGCGACUGGCAGCUCCUGAGGCAUUUCGAUACAGAUACCCAGGACCUGGCAGGGAUCGAGUGGGCCCCGAACGGUUGUGUGCUGGCAGUGUGGGAUACCUGCUUGGAGUAUAAGAUCCUGCUAUAUUCCCUGGAUGGCCGCCUGCUGUCUGCCUACUGUGCUUACGAGUGGUCCCUGGGCAUCAAGUCGGUGGCUUGGAGCCCCAGCAGUCAGUUCCUGGCAGUGGGGAGCUACGACGGAAAGGUGCGCCUCCUUAAUCAUGUGACUUGGAAAAUGAUCACCGAGUUCGGGCAUCCUGCAGCCAUCAACAACCCCAAGAUAGUUGUGUAUAAGGAAGCGGAGAAGGGCCCACCGCUGGGGCUGGGCCGCCUGUCCUUCCCGCCACCCCUACCACUGGUGGCCCCCCUCUCAGCCUCAGAGAGCAAAUAUGAGAUCGCCUCUGUGCCAGUUUCCCUGCAGACCCUGAAGCCGGCCACCGACAGAGCGAACCCUAGGAUGGGCGUGGGGAUGCUGGCUUUCAGUGCUGACAGCUACUUCCUGGCCACAAGGAAUGACAAUGUCCCCAACACCGUCUGGGUCUGGGACAUCCAGAAGCUCAGGCUCCUCGUGGUGCUGGAGCAGCUGGCCCCCGUGCGCUCUUUCCUGUGGGACCCACAGCAGCCUCGGCUGGCCAUCUGCACAGGCGGCAGCAAGGUCUACCUGUGGUCGCCGGCGGGCUGCGUGUCGGUGCAGGUGCCUGGGGAGGGUGACUUUCCGGUGCUUUCUCUGUGCUGGCAUUCAAGUGGGGACUCCUUGGCCCUCCUCAGUAAGGAUCACUUCUGUCUCUGUUUCCUGGGCACUGAAGAGGGGGUCCACACAGCUUUGGAACAACGGGACAGCCAUGCGUAGGCCCUGGUGGAACCCUCAGCAGGGACUCCAUGUCCCUGAUCUGGGAAGGAAGAGGUUCCCCUGGGAGCUCUCCGGCUGUGAUGUGCUGGCUCAGUGACUUGACUCUGAUUUUCUGUAGCAAGGGGGUUUUGUAAAUAUGUGUGGUAUAAAGCUGUAAUUUUCAUUAUUUAAAAUAAAUAUUUGCUAAUUGAA